CGCGCCUGGAGGAAAAGGAGGAGGAGGAGGAGGAGGAGGAAGAAAAAAAGAGACCAUAGACUUCCACCUGGGCCUAGAGCGGUUCUUAAAGUAGCUGGGAGAGGCGGGCGGGUUGGGACCACCUUCAUUACAGGCCGCCGGCGGUAUCAUGGCGACCCGGAACCCCCCUCCCCAAGAAUAUGAAAGUGAUGAUGAUUCUUACGAAGUGUUGGAUUUAACUGAAUAUGCAAGAAGACACCACUGGUGGAAUCGAGUGUUUGGCCACAGUUCCGGACCUAUGGUAGAAAAAUACUCAGUAGCCACCCAGAUUGUAAUGGGUGGAGUGAGUGGCUGGUGUGCAGGAUUUUUGUUUCAGAAAGUUGGAAAACUUGCAGCAACUGCAGUAGGUGGUGGCUUUCUUCUCCUUCAGAUUGCCAGUCACAGUGGCUAUGUGCAGAUUGACUGGAAGAGAGUUGAAAAAGAUGUAAACAAAGCAAAAAGACAGAUUAAGAAACGAGCAAAUAAGGCAGCACCUGAAAUCAACAAUAUAAUAGAAGAAGCAACAGAAUUUGUCAAGCAGAACAUUGUGAUAUCCAGUGGAUUUGUGGGAGGCUUUUUGCUAGGCCUUGCGUCUUAAGGAUGUGAAUGUUCUAUCACGGUGGAGUCACCUCUGAGGAGAGAAAUGGUGGUGACAAGAUGGUCUCAACAUUACCCACUGACAGAUUCUCCAGGAUGACAAGAAACAACUAGCUGGACAAUACCAAACUCACUGCUUAGCAUUUUGCCAUCUGAAAUGUGGCAGACUAGUAUCUGCUAUAAAACAACCUGUAUGGUAUGUGUAUAAUAGUAUUCCAGAGCAAAACAUGGCUUUCAUUAUUUUUUAAAAAUUUGCAUUUGUUUAAAAUUUGCCUGUAAAACACUACCAUUGAAUAUAGAUAUGCAGAGAGAAAAAAUCUGUUGGAUAUAUCCCCCAGUGAAAUAUUACCAUCAUUUUAUUUAAAUAGGAUGUUCUCCAUUGUGCUUUUUAGUAUAGUGCUAAUAAUUAAAAACUUUGUAUUAUAGCUUCAACAGCAGGGCUGACUUUUUUUUAAAGAUAUGUUUGCAAUAAACUGAAGAACUGUAAUGCCCUUUUGUGGAAGGAUUUACAAAUAAUAGAAUUAUUAAAGAUAGUAAAUAAAUUUAAUACCAGUUUUUAGGUUGUUUUUUCUGCAAUUCUUACUUUGCUUUUGUAAUAACUGUAGUAAACAGUUUCAGGAAAUGCUCUUCUAGAGAAAUACUACAUGUCUAAAGCUCUUUUUCUUUUUUUGAUGUCUGUAGUUGUAAAAAUAUCUUCUUGUAUAUAAGCUUCUAAUUUUUUUAUUCAUUUGUUUAUCUUGGCAGUCUGGGUAGAACUGAUUAUUUUGAGGGUACGUAUAGUUGGGUCACUGAUUGAUUUUAUUAACUUUGAGUGAAACUUGUUUUUCAUUUUUUAAAAUCCUAAGUAUUAUUUUGACCCCUUCUUUACAAAGAGGUAAAAAUCACUUUAAAAUACUUAGUAGUAUAGUAUGAAUGUAUUGUCUGAAGAACUGUGAUUUUCUAUAUAAUCAUGAAAUUAUAGCUUAAAGAGAAUCAUCUCCUCGAUCUAGUCUAAGAUGUAAAUGCUAAGGCUUUCAGGUUUUUAGGUAGCAUUAUGUUGGUUCCAGCACUAGGCCAGUUGACUUGUUUUUCAGGACCAAUAUCAUACUGCCUCAGAGGCUCCUUUGCCUAGAAGAGCCUUUUGUAUUGUUUGUUUUGUCCAGAGUUCUAGGUUGGAAUUGGGAAAAACAGCAGAACGACGUGUGUUGGAGUUUUCAGAUUGGAAAGACUACAGAUAUUCAGACUGUCUCCUUUUGAUGGGAAGUCCCUAUAGUAUUUUUUGUGUAUUGUAAACAUGAGGCAUCUCAUACUUUCAGGAUUGUUACAGUCUGUGUGCUUUCACUUUGACAAGAUUCCUUAAAAUUGAAUGUGGCAUUAAUCUUCAUUUUCUGCCUUUACUCUCAUUAGCACCUCAGAUAAAAUGCUAAAUAAAACUCAGACUUUCUUAAUAUGAAGUGAUUUUGCUUAUAAAUACUUAAUUUUUCUUCUUUGAGCUUUUCUCUGUUUCUGCCUUGCCUAGCUUUUCAUUACUGUGGAAUUAAAAGGGAAAAAUAUUCUACGUUAGGUAGAACCCUUGGCCACGCUUCCGUGUGGUAUAUCUGCGUGGUACCUCUCAUCUGAUACAGUGAGGCAGGCUACUGUGGGGAGCCCUAGUAGCUGGCUCAGUUUAUUCAUUUUGGAAAUAUUUAUAGUGUCUGUUCUGUGUAUGAUACAUUGGAAAAGUGGGGGGCACAAAAAUAUCUGCCCUCAAAUAGAGACUAAAUAUUCCUAUAUGAAAAUUUAUAUACUAAUACAGGAGAACCUGGCAUAUGAUUUAGUGGCAGAUGAGUUGUAGAGAUAACUACUUUCGGAGUCCAAACAUGAGUGAAAAAUGAAAAAGAGCACUUCAUUUUUACCAAGCAUUUUUCCAAGCAUUUGUUGAUUUGUUUGAAAAUUUUUGUAUUCCAGUGUAAAAUACUAUCAGCGCUCUCCAUACACUCUCCUCUCUGUUAUUGCCCGUUCUGUCUCGUGUCUGCGCCGUUUCCCCACAAGGUUGUAUGCUACUUCAGGCAGUUGUGUGUGGUAUUAAUUUGUAACUUGUGACACACCCUUUGUAAUGCUUUGCUUACCGUAGGUGAUGUUGUGGAUGAGUAUAUGAACAGCGUAUUACUGUGCUAGAGUUGGUAUCAACCUAUAGGAAACCUUCUCUGUAUAGCAGUCUGGUGAAUCAGAAGCUCCAUCAGAAAUGACUUGGUGGGGCUUGGGCUUAAUGAAGAGCCUACAGCCUGCCUUUGUCUAA
Hippopotamus amphibius kiboko is the source of this 2872-nucleotide messenger RNA. It is a transcript of the gene FUNDC1, whose product is annotated as FUN14 domain containing 1. The transcript is spliced from 5 exons. The record is from RefSeq and is a predicted model, not a curated record. Gene Ontology annotation, biological process: autophagy of mitochondrion. Bases 149 to 616 code for a protein of 155 amino acids. NCBI's taxonomy places the organism in Eukaryota, Metazoa, Chordata, Mammalia, Artiodactyla, Hippopotamidae. Gene Ontology annotation, cellular component: mitochondrial outer membrane.